UGACCCCUUCACGGCACCGUUCGCUGUCUGCGCGGCCAUCCCGCUCCGCUUCUCAGCUUCCUGGUCCCGGCUCCGGAGAGGUAGGGGGGCCGCGAGCCUUGAGGGGGCUGGCCUCCUCCACGGAAUGGGGGCCGCCGUCCCCCAUGGGAGAAAGCCGCGGCGCCCCCAGGGCCAGGCCCCGCCCACUCCCUGACCAGAUAACCGAGACCGCCCCGCACUCCGGUGCUCAGACGCGCCAUCCCAUCAGCCCUCCUCCGCCCCGUCGCCAUAUCUGUCCCACCUGUCCCCAGAGUCUGCUGCCUCGGGGGACGGACCCCUGCCAGGUUAAUGAAGCUGGAAGCUGGCUGCCGUGUAGCCACCUCAGAGGUCCCUAAGCCUGAAAAUGAGGCUGAGCCAGAUGUGAAGCUACUUUCAGAACACCUGCCACAGGAGGCCAGGACUAAGUCCAAGCCAGGAUCUGGGCCCGAGACUGAGACUGAGCCGUUGGACCUCGUGGUGGCCACAUAACCGGAGUUUGAGGAAGUGCUGGCCAUCUCGGGGGGCAUCUAUGGUGGCCUUGGCUAUCUUCCCAGCUGCUCCCACAUCUGGCUCCAGGACCCCAACCUCACGGUGGUGCUGGCCAAGCACACCAGGGAAGUGGUGAGAACCGAGCAGUGCCUCGGUGAAAAGGGGUCGGUGCACUUGAUCGAUGCGAAGAAGACAGCGCUGGUGGAGGGGCUGCGCCUGGAGCCCCGGGAGCGCGGUCAGGGCGUGGCCUGCCUGCUGCAGCGCUUCUGCUCGCAGCUGGGCAGGCGGCAGCGCUCAGGGGUCCAGGUGGCACAGCCUUCCAGGGACGACCAGCGGGACCCCCAGGAGCUGAAGAAAUACCUCCUAAACACCAAGCAGCACAUCCGUGCUUCUGGCAGGCGGCGCUACGGGCCUCUGGCACUCUCAAAAGCAGGUGGCGACAUGGCAAGCAUCUCAGGCGUCAACGGCAUGUGCCAGCUCUUCCUGGCGCCCCAAUUGUGGUCACAGCUGGCUUAUAUCUGCCAGGUCGGCUUGGGGCUCCAGCUGGUCCAAGGUUACACGGAGCAGUAUUUGCUGGAGGCCACUGAUCAGCCCCCUCCUAAUGCCGGCAACCAGCGGCAGAACCAGGGGGUUCAGGCUGGAGAAUUUGGUGUAGUGGAGGGCAAGUCCCCCAGCCAGUGUGAGGCUGCCUCCUAG
Eptesicus fuscus (big brown bat) is the source of this 1203-nucleotide messenger RNA. It is a transcript of the gene NAT16, whose product is annotated as N-acetyltransferase 16 (putative). NCBI's taxonomy places the organism in Eukaryota, Metazoa, Chordata, Mammalia, Chiroptera, Vespertilionidae. The transcript is spliced from 7 exons. The record is from RefSeq and is a predicted model, not a curated record.